Molecule: messenger RNA, 1796 nt
Organism: Asparagus officinalis (garden asparagus)
Lineage: Eukaryota; Viridiplantae; Streptophyta; Magnoliopsida; Asparagales; Asparagaceae
Product: probable GTP diphosphokinase CRSH1, chloroplastic
Biological process (GO): guanosine tetraphosphate metabolic process
Molecular function (GO): calcium ion binding
Source: RefSeq, a predicted model, not a curated record
UACAUUAGGGAUCGUAUGGAGUAAAAUCUCAGAUCUUAGUUCACAAUGUAAAAAUGUGUGAUUCAUGUGGCCUCAUAUGAUACCACAUUUGUAUUUGUUGCAGACCUAAACUCAAAAUGAAGCAACCAAUGGAGGCAGCAAGCAAUCCCCCCAAUCCAAGUUUUCCUCCGGAGCUAAGUUCAUCCAUUAACGGCGACGGCAAUGGAGUUGCUUGGUACUUUCAAUGAGCUAACAGAGAGAAUGGGAGAGAUUUCAACUGCAUCAUCUUCUCAACUUCUGUUCAAGGCUUUGAAGCUUUCUUUUCCUCCUCUUCAGUCUCUGCCUGUUGACGCCGAUGGCCGGACUCCGCUUGCAAAGGCCUGCACCAUUGCUUAUCUUCUUGCUGAUUUGCAGAUGGAUGCAGAGGUUGUGUCCGCAGCCAUACUGAGAGAAGCCCUGUUGGCAGGCGCUAUAACGAUGGACGAAAUCGAAACCCAAACUGGAUCUAGCACCCUUCACCUGCUGCAGGAGAGCUUGAAGAUGAAGGACCUGCACUCAGGGGAUGAGACGUUAGACGAUGAAAGAGCCAACGAACUAGGAAAGCACUUCCUCACUUCCUAUGACAUCAGAGCUCUAAUUGUGGAGCUUGCUGCCAGACUUGAUUCAAUGCGACACAUAGACAACCUCCCUAAAUACCACCAACAGAAGUUGUCCCUCGAGGCUUUGAAGAUAUGCGCACCUCUUGCCCAUGCUGUCGGAGCUGCAGGCUGGUCACUCGAGCUCGAGGACCUCUCAUUUCGCAUCUUGUUUCCCUCUUCUUACGUCUAUUUGGACACGUGGCUUACAAGUCGUGAAACUGAGAGUAAGCCCCUGAUUGAAAUAUUCAAGAGUCAGCUGCUUCAAGCAUUGAAAUCCGACAGCGAGUUGCAGGAGAUUGUAAAUGACGUCACUAUCAUAGGUCGAUACAAGAGCCGUUUCAGCACCAUGAAGAAGCUGUUGAGCUAUGGCAUCAAGCCUGAAGAGCUCCAUGAUAAUUUAGGUUUGAGGGUUAUCAUAGAUCGAAAAUGUGGAGAUGAGGCGAGCGACGAAAGGGGGGUGAGAGCUUGUUAUGGGGCUCAUGAAGUGAUGCAGAGUCUGUGGAAAGAGAUUCCUGCAAGGACAAAAGAUUAUAUUGCAAAGCCUAAAGGAAAUGGAUACCAAAGCUUGCAUCUUGUAAUCGAUCUUAGCGAACGAGGACCAUUGGUGAUACCAUUGAUGGAAGUGCAGAUAAGGACGGCUGCGAUGGAUAUGGUGGCUGAAGGUGGAGUUGCCUCCCAUUCAAUGUAUAAGGGUGGUUUAACUGAUCCCGAAGAGGCAAAAAGGCUAAAGGACAUUAUGCUGGCUGCAGCUGAUGCCACAGCCCUCCACCUGAGAGAUUUGCCUUCUGGAAAUCAGAAGGGAAAACUCGACAAUGACCCCAAAAACCAAGUGUUCCGCUUCCUUGAUGAAAAUGGUGAUGGUAGAAUCAGUAUCGAAGAACUCACGGCAGUUAUGGGAGAGCUUGGAGCAGGGAGCAAAGAUGAUCAGGAGCUUAUGCAACUUCUCGAUGAAAACAUUAAUGAUGGUUUCUUGAGUACUGAUGAGUUUGAUUUUCUGCAGAAACAGGUUGGAUUUAUGAGGACUAUGGAGGACACAGAUGAUCAAUACAGAAGCAUGUUUCAAAUGACUGAUGGCAUAGGCUUGAUCCAAGUUUAUCGCAGGGAGUUGAGUGACAAGCUUACUGUGAGUUAAUGUUGACAUAUUAUUAUUAGUUAGGACUUAUUUGUAAUUUGUGUAAG